Molecule: messenger RNA, 3795 nt
Organism: Heterotrigona itama
Lineage: Eukaryota; Metazoa; Arthropoda; Insecta; Hymenoptera; Apidae
Source: the annotation of a GenBank genome assembly
AAAAAAAAAAAAGAGAGAAAGAGAUUUCGUUACGAUGUAUGUUGCGAAGCCACUUCUUGUGAAUUGACGUGGAAUUAUACGAAAACGACUGCUAAUACUUGAUGACACAUCUGAGUCAUAACAUUCUUGCUGUACGUUUUAAUACUUCGUACAUUUAGUACGUUUUAAUCCCAUUACUUGUUUCAGAUUGUGCAAGGAUAUUAGUGUAUAAGAAGUUGCUGGUACAGUCAAUUACAUAGUGUCAGGAUAUUGUGGAGAAUUCGCACGAUUUACGGAUAAAGGAAAUCCUAAACGUACUGUACUGUGUGAUAUAAAAACUAGGAAGAAAAAUGUCAGUAUUGAAUCAAAGUGGAGAAGAUGCGGUGGAAUGUCCUUUGUGUAUGGAGCCAUUGGAAGUGGAUGAUUUAAAUUUCUUUCCAUGCACUUGUGGAUAUCAAAUAUGUCGAUUUUGCUGGCACAGAAUUCGUACAGAUGAAAAUGGUUUGUGUCCUGCCUGUCGGAAGGCCUAUUCUGAAAAUCCUGCCGAUUUUAAACCUCUUAGUGUGGAAGAAAUUGCAAGAUUAAAAGCCGAAAAGAGAUUAAAAGAUCAGCAACGUAAGCAAAGGGUUACAGAAAACCGUAAACAUCUAGCAAAUGUGAGAGUAGUACAAAAAAAUCUAGUAUUUGUAGUAGGAUUACCAUUGAGACUUGCGGAUGCUGAUAUGUUAAAGCGGCAUGAAUAUUUUGGAAAAUUUGGCAAAAUUCACAAAGUUGUAAUAAAUCAAAGCACUUCCUAUGCAGGGUCUCAAGGUCCUAGUGCUUCAGCUUACGUUACUUAUCAACGUCAAGAAGAUGCACUACGUGCUAUAGAGGCUGUGAAUAAUGUUGUUAUGGAUGGACGGACUAUCAAAACGUCACUAGGAACAACAAAGUAUUGUUCACAUUUUAUGCGGAAUCAGCCUUGUCCGAAACCGGAUUGUAUGUAUUUACACGAUCUUGGGGACCAGGAAGCAUCAUUUACGAAGGAAGAGAUGCAUCAAGGCAAACAUCAAGAAUAUGAGCGUAAACUUGUGCAAUCGUUACAUGCGUCGCAUGCAUCUGCACAACGGAAACCAACACCAUCACCGUCAGUGACAGGCAAUAUUGUUAGAGAAAAUGGAACUUCAAAUUCUCAAGCUAAAGAAGCUUGGCCAUCGUUACAAACUGGGCAGACAAAUAGUUCACAAACAAAUUGUAAAGAAUUAUCUCCGCCAUCACAAACAACAUCACAGCAAAACAACAUAACAAACGGAAGUAGUACAAUAAAUCAGCAGAGUCAUGUGUUGUCUGGUGGUUCUACGCAACAGCAGAACAAUAAUAAUAAAGGUGAAAAUAUGAAUAUACGGAGAGGAAAAAGUAAUAGUGAAAGUAAAGCUCAAGCAGCACGGAAUAAACACAAAAAUUGUCAAAAUAAAGAAAAACACAGUACACGGACAACUUCCCGAUCGGAAUCUAGCUCUAUUAGUACACAAAAUAAUGUACAAUCACAAAUUAAUGGACAAAAGGAUAUUAGAAAUUUUUCAUCCGAAUCGAAUAGUGAUGUAUUACAAAAAUUGGGUAACAAGUGUAAAUCGGAACAACAAUCGCAACCACAGCAACAGCCACAGCAACCACCAUCUCAACAACAAUCGCAGCAACAAAGUAACAAAAGAUCUAAAUUAGUUCAACAACAACAACAAUAUCAACAAUCUCAAGAACUUAAAGUAAACGGAAUAGUACAGAACGGAGAGCGCCGACAUUCGGAUAGUGAAACGGAUCAACAACGUGAAGGUAGUACACCAGCUAGUACAAUUUCGAGUACGGAAGAUUCAAAUGUCAAUCAUCAAGUGGAGCAUUUAGCAGAAUCAAGUGAAGAGAACAGUGGUGCUGCUAUUUUGGGUUCCUCUCCAGCUAGCACAAAUUCGUCACAAGGUGCCAAUCAACAACCACCACCAGGACUACAUAAUGGGUCCCAAAUACAAUUUAAUCAUCGAUCAAUCUUUCAGACAGACAAUAAUAGUUUCUUCAGUUCAAACACUUUUCAGAAAAUCUCUACCACCACCUCAGUGCCACCUACUUCUUUGACAGCAAACCUGAAUUGGACAACUACAGGCUUAACUUCUAUUCCUGACUCAUUACCAAUAGUUCAAUCUAGUGAAGAUUGGCAAGCAGCUUUUGGUUUUCAACCUGAAACUUCACAAACAAAUCAUGUUGUACAAAAAUCCAGCCCUUCUAGUUCGCCAGGAGUAACAUUCAAUUCUGAGGGUUUUGUAGAUGAAGAAGUUUACACCAAUAUACAAUAUACUACUCUAUCAGAACCAUCUAGUACUUUUACAUCAAGUUUGCUUGUUAAUUCUCCUGCAUCUAAAUUCAUGGCAGAUUUUCAACAAAACUCAUUGCAACAAAGGCUUGCUCUGCAGGCACAACAAAAUCAAGAAAACUGUGAAUACAUAAAACAAAAUGGUCAUGCUACUUUAGAAGAAGUUAGAAAUCAUAAAGAAUCUGGUUCAGAUUUAAAAGCUGAUGAUGAUUUAGGUUUUGAUCCCUUUCAUGAAACACAGAAAGCUUUGGCUGAACUUAUGGAAAAUGAAAUGCAAAUUCAGCAACAGAGGUUUCAGCAACAACAGCAACAAAGAGAACGAGAAGAGCAAAAUAGGGUGCAACAUCAACAAAAUAUUACAAACCUUGGUCAACAACAUUUUCCACAGGUUGCCCAUAUAGCACAUUUACAACAACAGGCUCAACAUCUGCAAAAUCUACAAGUUAUUCAACAGUCUCAUUCCUUGCUGUCUCGUCUUCCACAAAAUUUAUUACAAAGUGGUACCCAAAGUUCUGCUCAGAGUACUGUGGCUACUGCCAGUUUGGGACAACGUAGUCGCCUUCCACCACCAGGUUUCCCUGGUUCUACACCAAAUCACAUGAAUUCUUUUGGUCUUGGUAUACCGCGACCAGCUCCCACGAACAAUGCUCUUUCGGGUUAGUAUUUUCGUAAUUUCAUCAGUAAUCUAUGAUGAUUGUAAACAUGUUUUAUGUUUAUUCUGUUCAUUUAUACAAAAUAAUACACACAACAAACUUUUUGUAACUCUUUAAAAAAAUGAUAUGCUUUCUAUUAUAUAAAUUGGAAAUAACGAAUUAGUAUCAAAUACUUGUGGCGAGCAAUAGUGUUAUCCAAGUAUAAAAGUGAAUUCUUGUGACUUUACAAAAAAUCUAUAUAAUAUUAUACAUGAGUCAUUCGUCUAGUGUGCUGUUUACAGGAGCACAACCACCACAACAAAAUACCUAUCUUCCAAAUGGAAUUUUGAAUUCCCAAGGUAUUAGUAAAUGCGCGGGAGAUGCAGUGUAUACGCUUAAAGAUUGGUGUGAUAUUAAUAAUCAACAACAACAACAACAAUUUCAUCAUCAAGCAUUACAUCAAAAAGGCGGAUGGAACAAUUUUGGACCUAUUGCAGACUGGACUUCGAUUGAUCCAGCCAUUGUUAGUUCUUCUAGGCCUCUUCCAUUCCAAACUACUAGUACGUGGCAAUUUCCACAUGUUCAUCCUCCACACACUGUAUCACACAAUGCGCAACAGGAACAACAGAACGCACCAACUCAACAUUGGGCAAUGCAACCACCUCCAGGUUUUGCUGCACCAGCGACUACAGGACAAUUGAGUAAUCAACAACCAAGCACAACUGCACAGCCGCACACUAAACUUAUCUCAGCAGGAUCGGAAAUCGAAAGUAAGUUCCUCCAGUGAAUUCUUUUUAUUGAAUAAAAUAAUAAAACGCAUUAAAUGUCUAUAUUACAGAUCUAUAA